UACCUUCGUCUCAACUCUCUCCCUGGAAAUUAUUUCUAUAUGUUUUCCUCUGUCUUUCUCUAGCCUUCCGCCGUCGCCGGGAAGUUCCUAGCUACUGUUGUCUCCGCCGGCAGCUGUUUCUACACUCUGCUGGGAAAAGACUCAAGCAGUCGUGUUUCAAUCCAUCGCGACAUUCACCAGAAAAGGGCUGUCCUUUGACUUUUAAGCAUCAAGGAAACUGGUAGUAUAAGUUUUAGGAUGGCGUUUUGCGGUCAAUUUAUUCAGAUCUGAGGGGGAAAACGGGCGGUGGUUUAGUGCUGUUGCAUGUUGGAGGGAUUUUUUGUAAUUUAAGAGGUGAGGUGUAGAUGGUACUUUGCGGCCUUGGAGGCGCAUGAUAAUGAGCGGAGGGAGAUGGCGGUGGCGGUGGUGUGGCGGUGACCGUUUCACAUUGAAUGGCAGAUCUUGUUAGGUAUGGUAAUGCCAACCGUGACAUCGAGCAGGCGCUGAUUGCUCUAAAAAAGGGUGCUCAACUACUUAAAUAUGGUCGUAAGGGAAAGCCUAAAUUUUACCCGUUCAGACUCUCUAACGAUGAAACAUCUUUAAUUUGGAUUUCUAGUAGUGGUGAAAGAAAUUUAAAGUUAGCUUCAGUUUCAAGAAUUAUCCCUGGACAGAGAACCGCUGUUUUCCAACGAUAUCUGCGUCCUGAAAAGGACUAUUUAUCCUUCUCUCUCAUAUACAACAAUGGGAAAAGAUCUCUUGAUCUGAUCUGCAAGGACAAAGUUGAGGCAGAGAUCUGGAUAGCUGGCCUUAAGGCUUUAAUAUCAUCUGGACAAGCUGGGCGGUCAAAAAUAGAUGGAUGGGAUGAUGGAGGGCUCUGUUUUGAUGCAAGUCUUGCAACCUUGCAUUAUCUAUCUGCUAAUGAUCAUGAUAACAGAGAUUUGACUUCAAAUAGUCCAGGCAACAGUUCUGUGAGUGCUGCACGAGAGGUUAGCUCUCCCGAGGUUUCUGUCAAGUUGAGCAUAAAUCCUUCACAAAACAGCUAUCGCAUGGAUAAUUCGGUGCAUUCAGAAAGUUCACAUGUAGCUUUGGAUCACACAAACAUGCAGGUGAAAGGAUCUGGUUCAGACACUUUUCGAGUGAGUGUUUCUAGUGCCCCCAGUACUUCCAGUCAUGGUUCUGCACCAGAUGAUUGUGAUGCUCUAGGGGAUGUGUACAUAUGGGGUGAGGUCAUAUGUGAUAAUGUUGUCAAGGUUGGGCCAGAGAAGAAUGCUAGUUCAGUGAGUACGAGAGCUGACGUGCUUCGUCCCAGGAUAUUAGAAUCUAAUGUUGUUCUGGAUGUCCAUCAUAUUGCUUGUGGGGUGAGGCAUGCUGCAUUAGUCACCAGGCAAGGUGAAGUCUUUAGUUGGGGUGAAGAAUCUGGGGGGCGGCUUGGCCAUGGAGUUGGGAAAGACGUUACUCAACCGUGUCUUGUGGAAUCUUUAUCCUUUUGCAGCGUUAAUUUUGUAGCGUGUGGAGAGUUUCACACUUGUGCUGUUACGAUGGCUGGUGAACUUUAUACAUGGGGAGAUGGUACACAUAAUGCUGGCCUCUUGGGUCACGGCACUGAUAACAGUCACUGGAUACCAAAGAGAAUUUCAGGAUCCCUUGGGGGACUUCAAGUUUCAAAGGUUACGUGUGGUCCAUGGCACACUGCCUUGAUAACUUCAACAGGACAACUCUUUACAUUUGGGGAUGGAACCUUUGGUGUUUUAGGCCAUGGUAAUCGGGAAAAUGUCUCAUACCCAAGAGAGGUUGACUCUCUUUCAGGGUUGAGGACUAUUGCCAUUGCUUGUGGAGUAUGGCAUACUGCUGCUGUGGUUGAGGUUAUUGUAACACAGUCCAAUGCAAGUGUUUCAUCUGGAAAAUUAUUCACGUGGGGUGAUGGUGAUAAAAACCGUCUUGGACAUGGUGACAAAGAACCUCGACUGAAACCUACUUGUGUGCCUGCACUUAUUGAUUACAAUUUUCACAAAAUUGCCUGUGGACAUAGUUUGACUGCAGGCCUAACUACAUAUGGGCAGGUUUUCACAAUGGGAAGUACAGUCUAUGGUCAGCUUGGAAAUCCUCAGUCUGGUGGAAAGCUACCUUGCUUGGUAGAAGACAAGCUUGCUGGUGAAUCUAUUGAAGAAAUUGCUUGUGGUGCAUAUCAUGUGGCUGUCUUGACAUCCAAAAAUGAGGUCUACACAUGGGGAAAAGGGGCCAACGGAAGGUUGGGCCAGGGAGAUAUAGAAGACCGGAAAACGCCAACACUAGUUGAAGCUUUAAAGGAUAGGCAUGUUAAAUAUAUUGCUUGUGGAUCAAAUUUCACAGCUGCUAUAUGUCUUCAUAAAUGGGUUUCUGGUGCUGAGCAGUCUCAGUGCUCGGCUUGUAGACAGGUUUUUGGCUUCACGAGGAAGAGGCACAAUUGCUAUAACUGUGGACUAGUACACUGUCAUGCUUGCAGUUCUAGAAAAGAACUACGAGCUGCAUUGGCACCUAAUCCCAGCAAACCAUAUCGUGUUUGUGAUGCCUGUUUUGCUAAACUAAGUAAAUUGGCAGAAGCCAGGGUCAAUAGCCGGAGAAAUGCUGUACCACGCCUUUCAGGUGAAAACAAGGACAGGUUGGACAAGGCUGAUCCGCGAUUGGGCAAGUUGGGAAUGCCAUCCAAUUUUGAUUUAAUUAAACAGUUAGAUACAAAAGCGGCUAAACAAGGAAAGAAAUCGGAUACAUUUGCUUUGGUCUGUUCCUCUCAAGUGCCUUCUUUGUUACAGCUACGAGACGCUGUAAUGUCUACAGCUGUUGAUGCUCGUCGAACAGUUCCAAAUCCAGUUCUUGCACCAUCUAGUGUUAGUUCCAGGUCUGUGUCCCCCUUCUCAAGAAAAUCCAGCCCUCCGAGAUCUGCAACACCUGUCCCUACAACUUCAGGGCUUUCUUUUUCCAAAAGCAUUACGGAUAGUUUGAAGAAGUCUAAUGAACUUCUGAAUCAAGAAGUACAUAAAUUGCGUGUACAGAUUGAGAGCCUUAGAAAUCGAUGUGAACUGCAAGAAUUGGAUAUCCAGAAAUCAGCUAAGAAAGCUCAAGAAGCAAAGGCAUUAGCUGCAGAGGAAUCUGCUAAAUGUAAAGCUGCAAAAGAAGUGAUACAGUCACUUACUGCACAGCUCAAAGAUAUGGCUGAAAGAUUACCACCCGGGGCUUAUGAUUCUGAAAGCAUCAAGCUGGCUUACCUACCAAAUGGUGCGGAACCAAAUGGCAUACACUACACUGGUGCAAAUGUAGAAAGGAAUUCAAGAUCUGAUACGAUCAAUAGCUCAUACAUGGCUUCCCACCUUGGAAUUGACUCCACUACUGCAAAUAGAAUUUGCAAUGAAAGUAAAUCUGGUGCUCAGGGACUUGGAUUUUCUGCAAUCAAUGGGAUGAAUGAACGCUCGGACGUCAGACUUCCUAAUGGAUGUGAAGAUGUUCAGGCUUAUAGGAAUAGCGCUGAAAGUAUCAACACUAAAGCAUCUGUUCCUCAAGACGGUGAAAAUGUCUUGAAAUCAAGAAACUCGGUUCCUGGUAAUGCUAGUCAAAUUGAGGCUGAGUGGAUUGAACAAUACGAACCUGGUGUGUAUAUAACACUUGUAGCCCUUCGAGAUGGAACUAGGGAUCUCAAACGUGUUCGCUUCAGCCGGCGAAGAUUCGGGGAGCACCAAGCAGAGACUUGGUGGUCAGAGAAUCGUGAAAAAGUUUAUGAGAGAUACAAUGUUUGUGGAUCGGACAAAUCAUCAGUUUCCGGCCAGGAUAUACGUAGGUUCGAGGGAGCUGUUUCACCAUCUUCCCAAGUAUAGGUACAAAGUAAAGAAAAAAUCUCCAUUUAUGCCAGUGCAGGUUCUCAUAGUGGGGGAAAUAGACAUCCUUCUUUUUUUGGCCCUUCCCUCAUUUUUCUUAUCCUCCUCUCUUUAAAUUUAUCUUCUUCCUGAUUUAUUUCUGGGGAGUCCAUCGUUUUUUGUUACCUGCUGCAGUGUACAUAGACAUGUCGAUUAUUAUAUGCUAGAAAGUUUUUGUGCCUGGUUUUUCCCCCA
Olea europaea var. sylvestris is the source of this 4058-nucleotide messenger RNA. RefSeq names its product PH, RCC1 and FYVE domains-containing protein 1-like. Gene Ontology annotation, molecular function: metal ion binding. The transcript is spliced from 9 exons. The record is from RefSeq and is a predicted model, not a curated record. Bases 432 to 3824 code for a protein of 1130 amino acids. Lineage: Eukaryota; Viridiplantae; Streptophyta; Magnoliopsida; Lamiales; Oleaceae.